This is a messenger RNA of Trypanosoma brucei brucei TREU927, 642 nucleotides long. Its product is annotated as glutaredoxin-like protein. The coding region runs from base 1 to 642 and encodes 213 amino acids. The record is from RefSeq and is a predicted model, not a curated record. The transcript has a single exon. NCBI's taxonomy places the organism in Eukaryota, Euglenozoa, Kinetoplastea, Trypanosomatida, Trypanosomatidae.
AUGCGUCACUGUCACAUGUCCUUCGCUUACUGUUUCUGCCCUUUUUCUGCCCAUCGCUCUGCCUCAUCUCAAGGUUACACACGCCUAAUGCGGCGACUGAGCGGUUCGACGUGUCUUUUAACGGGAGUGACGCGCGCAGGGAGGUGGCUUCCCACGACAGCGCCAUGUCUGUCACUCUGCUCCUUCUUCUUAACGGCUUCCCGACGAAAGCAAAGCACCUCCGGCAUUGGUGGUGACGUGCGCGACAUCGAAGAAACUCACCCCGACUUCCAGCCGCGUCUUGUCAGUGCAGACCUUGCGGAGGACGAAAUAGCAAUGGUUAAGAAAGACAUCGACGACACAAUAAAAUCGGAGGAUGUUGUUACAUUUAUAAAGGGCCUACCCGAGGCCCCCAUGUGUGCCUAUUCGAAGCGUAUGAUUGAUGUGUUGGAGGCACUCGGACUAGAGUACACGUCUUUCGAUGUACUCGCCCAUCCGGUUGUACGCAGUUAUGUGAAGGAGGUGAGCGAGUGGCCGACCAUACCGCAAUUGUUUAUAAAAGCUGAAUUUGUGGGGGGCUUGGAUAUUGUCACGAAGAUGCUGGAGAGCGGUGACCUUAAAAAGAUGCUGCGGGAUAAGGGAAUCACUUGUCGGGACCUGUAA